AAGCAUUCGUAGAAAUCAUUGAGCUUGAGCUGAAUUGAGCUUCACCUGAAUUUGAGUAAUUUCUAACUGAUGUGCUAGUAAAACUGAAUAUUGUGUGAAUAUUCAUAAAGUUUUGAAUAAUGAUUUUUUAAUCUAACAAUUGAGCGCAGUAUUGGCCCCUCACGAGUGAUUAAAUACUGAAUUACUGCUCAUCAUCCAAAGAAUGUAAUAAGAAAAAAUAUGAGAGCGAUGUAUUCAGAAUCUGAAAGAAUAUACGGUACUUUACUGCGGUGGACCAUCAGAGAUUCUGCAAAAAAAAUCAGAAUAUCCACCCUAGACAUUCCUUCAUCAUUAUCAUCUCUGUUCAACGCUACUACUCAGCAUUUUUCGCACCUUUUCUUGCAGCAACCAUUGGGAUUACUGUCUGAACUAUUGCGAGGGAAGUCUGGGUUGAAGUGCAGGAUGUGCAUACUUCUCGUAUUGCCAGCUGAGGUAACGAGUACAAUGAAACUCCAAGUGACAUUUCCGAGUGUAAUCUCGCCAUUCAAAGUGGGAUCAUACCGAACAAUGCAUCCCGAGUAUUUUGACGUUUCAAAUCGAAAAAGAUCGAGGAUCCAUCCACAGUUCACGCUGACGAUUCAUUCGAAAUUGGAAAGGUGGUAUAGCAGGGUAUUCGUUGCAUUGGUCAGUCGGUGGAAUAUCGAUCGUCGCAUAGGAAGUACUCCGCAGAGAUGUGCGCUCAGAGGAGUCAUAAUUAAAAAUCGAUUUCUGCGGGUGGUGUGCAGUCGCGCGUUGGCUUUUAUCGAAACACCAUCGUCCUCAGCUGAGAACUCUUCGUUCGAGACCUGUCAACUUCAACUUGGGAGACCUAAAGCAUUUUCGACGGUUGUCAAUUAUUGGCAUGUCACGAAUGAGAAAUAGCAUGAUGGCUUGGUCCAUUUCCUCUGAAGAAGGGCCAGACGGAAAUUUCGUGAGAGCUAUUUAAGGUGUAAUCGGGAAGUGCCCAACCUGAGAUAAUAACUCAGGAAGUGAUCAUCAAUUGUAAUCAUCAUCUAAAGUACUUCACGUUCGGUAGAGAUGUGCCAAAUAUAAACGUGUGGUAAAGUAACCGCAGGAUUCAGUGAUCGUUAUUCUCUAAAGUACAAGAACUUUCGCCUGAAUGAUGAAAAUUUUAGGCUAAAUCUACAUGGGCCGACUUCAGGUCAAAAUUAGAAAAUGAUUAUCGAUCCGUUAGCCAAUCGAUAUGAGAAAACUUCAAGGGCCAACAUAGACGAUGUCCGGUGAAUUAUCUUACAGCCAGAUAUCAAAGACCUGCUGCAAUUUGCAAUUUCACCCUCCGCUUCAACCCUUCACCGGUAAUCGUUUAUCGAAGCAACUCAACAAUCUUCGACUGGAAAAAACGAUUUAAAACAACGAAAUGUCGCUGAGAAAAAUUUCCCAACUGUCAUUAAAGUAAUGGUGGGUAAUUUUCGAAAGAAAUUUUUCCCCUCAAGUCGGAGUGCAGUUGUCCGCCAACUUCCAUCGAGUUCACUUCGUCAGAAGUGCCUCUUCGCAGACUAGCUGUCACUCCAGGGGCAUCCAUUCUCUCUCCAAAUAAUUUCAACUGACAACGAAAAAUGUUUUGAAUAAUCAGCCGAGAUCAUGAAAUGUGAGUACCAUCUGCUGUGGAAAUUAUUAAACGAGACGACGAACAUCAAAAGGAGGAUUAAUUGUCACUCUCGUCAGACUGAGGAUUUCAUUUGAAGAAAAUCUACCUCUCCUCCUAUCACCAACCUUGAAUCACUGAUGAAAAUACAGAGCAGAAUAUAGUCUACUCUACCCUUGUGUCAAGGAAUCACUGAAGAAUUUCCAGUGUGAACCGACAAAUAGUCACAAGGAAACAAUCAUCCCAACUUGGUGAAUGCAACUGUUGGUGGAUUUAUCAAAAGACAAACAACUGGAUGUUUGUGUUGUGAUGGACAGGUCGAGUCCGUUGUUUGUACCCUUUGGGCACUUUCACCUUUACAUUGCAACUUGAAUUAGAUCGUCUGGUACUGACGGGCUGUUUAUAAUACAACCUUUGCAAACAUUUUCAGGUGAAACUGACGCUGCUACCGCAUAGCUUCAGCAACAUCGUUAAUUACUGUAGUCUAGACGACUGACAAGUGACAAACCAAUACCAGUUGUCAGUGGUGUUCGCAAUAUCUGUAUAAUAAUUAUAGAAAUUAUUUCAUGUAAAAUCGUCCCAUAGGGUACCUCAAUGAUCCCAACCCCAGUUUGUAUGAACCUCUUUAAGCCUUCGUCUGAGCCUACGUCAAGUCCCUAUGACCUCCAAAGGGUUCAUUGUAUAUGUCCUCUUGCCCCCAAGGACCUCCUAACAACCUCAUGACCCCGAGGGAACCCGACGUAACCUUGGUAUGACCUCGUGUGACCCUUCAUUCGUUAACACCAUCCCUUACGAACUCCCACAGACCCCUAAAAGACCCUACGCCCUAUGUACCACCCCGAUGAGGCUUUCAUCUCACCCCAGGUGACUUCUGUGUACCUUCCAUGAACUCCCCAUGAUCUCCAUCGUAUCCUACCCAUGAU
Messenger RNA from Diachasmimorpha longicaudata, 2547 nucleotides. RefSeq lists its product as uncharacterized. Lineage: Eukaryota; Metazoa; Arthropoda; Insecta; Hymenoptera; Braconidae. The coding region runs from base 220 to 900 and encodes 226 amino acids. The record is from RefSeq and is a predicted model, not a curated record. The transcript is spliced from 11 exons.